CUACUUCAACGGCUUGUAAUACAAAAGAAGGUCACCGCCUUGCUUCCAAACAAAAUGUUUGACCGAUCGUAGAUCCAUAUCGGGAUCGAGCUUUUGUUCGUUACAGUAGAGUUCCAUCUUUUGUUCUAUGUUGGUAGGAAUCUGAACUGGCAUCGGUGUUUCCCCCAUUGUUGAUUCCGGACUGUUCAAUAUCUUCUCAUACACAUGUUCCAUUACUUUACGAACUUGCAGCAUUUCGGUAGCAGAAAGGCGAUCUUUUUUCGGCGUCUUUACAUUCAAGCUAGCGUGUGGCAGAAGGUAGAAAGGCAUCUUUGUGAAUUUUGGUAGCAUACUUCUUUCAACAACUGCGGUUAUCCACUCUGGUAGAUCCUUCGCUAAGCAAGCUGAUUCUGCCUCGUUGGCAGCAUCACGUACCAGUAAUCGUAGAACCGUACGUCCAUUGACUUCUCUGAAUUCAAUCGGAAAUUUUGAAUUAGCUGCAAACAAUCAAACAUCGACUAACGACAAUAUGAUGGGCGUAUGGCCUGGAAUCGAAAUGUAGCCAGCAGUGGCCAGAGCUGUUUCGGAUCCAUCCGCACCCAUAUCACAGUGUUGAUAAUGUUCGAAAAGGGAGCGGAGCAUCAUUCCACCAUAAUUAAUCUUGUUAUCCGAAUCCUCAACACCAGCGUCUUUCGCUGACAACCAUGCAGAGAACACGUCGCCUUCUUCAAGCGUUAUUUGUAGCAUACCGCUCUUGUAAUCUACAGAAAACCAGCUUGGCACGAAAACUUUUCGAUUGUGCUCCAAUACGACGUCCUCGAAUGGUCUCUUACCAAAAUCAGCCACCUUCCUUCCAGCCAAAACAUCGUACAAUCCUAUACAAUCAUCUGAAUCCUUCGUAAUCACAUGUCGUUUGUCGUUUAAAACUCCAGCUUGUUUUAUUGAUGUUGCUCCCGCCGUGACAAUAUCCGGCGAACGAUGUAAGGCAUUCAUAGAAAGAUGAGCAAAGUCGUCUUCUAACUGACCAUCUCCUAUCGAUAACUGGGUGUUCGAAGGUAAUGGCCACCUUUUUAUGGUUGAAUUCCAGGUGGCAGACCAGAUUGCUGAGGGACGGUCGUGAUCAUCCAGCAAUAAUUUCUUCACAAACGCAUCUUCCUCGAACAAAAGGUAACUUUGGGUAAAAUCACAAAUUGGUGUUCUAAAGACCCGUCUGUCUCUGCCAGCACUGUACACAAACGAGAACGCGUUGUCUGUCUGCAAUGUCCAAACGCCUUCUUGGUGGGCUAAACAAGUGGCAAUACAUCGCUGCUGACCUAGGUCCCAUAAACGGACCGUUGCGUCCGCGCUUGCUGAUAUGCACUUUGUACCAUCAGGACUAAUAACAAUAGCUCGUAUGUUUUCGGUAUGUCCACGAAGCUUCAUUAUCUUUUGACAAGUUCUAGGAUCCCAGAUUCGAAGAACCUUUUCCGUACUGCCAGAUACAAUUACCGUUCCCGAAUCGUUCAUGGCCAACGCAUAGAUGCUGUUCUUGCAACCCAUCAAAGAUGAAGUGGUCACAGUGUUGUUGGUAGUAGUAAGUUUCGUUAGCGUAGCAAUGUCCCACAGAUAAAUUGAUUGAUCAUAUCCUGCACUGGCCGCUUUUUCGUGUUCCCUGGCGUACGCUAAGCAACUCACGUAAUCCUUGUGUGUUCGUAAUGUUGACAUACAGAAAUGUUUCGUGGCAUUCCAUACUUUUACUGUGGUAUCGUUAGAAGCUGACAGCAUACGAAAUCUUCCAUUACAACACAGGAUCAAGUCAUUAAUCCAGUCUGUAUGAUGUUCCAUCGCUUGUACAAACGUAGCCUGUUGUGGAGGUGA
Haemonchus placei is the source of this 1836-nucleotide messenger RNA. Lineage: Eukaryota; Metazoa; Nematoda; Chromadorea; Rhabditida; Trichostrongylidae. The record is from the annotation of a GenBank genome assembly.